Messenger RNA from Rosa chinensis, 2333 nucleotides. RefSeq lists its product as uncharacterized. The record is from RefSeq and is a predicted model, not a curated record. Bases 88 to 1566 code for a protein of 492 amino acids. The transcript has 2 exons. NCBI's taxonomy places the organism in Eukaryota, Viridiplantae, Streptophyta, Magnoliopsida, Rosales, Rosaceae.
UGUGAAAUGAACUCGGAACAAACAUUUCCUUGUCCUCUAGAGAGAGAGAGAGAGAGAGAGAGAGAGUGAGAAGAGCGAAAGAGAAAGAUGGCGAAGAGUUUAGCUCUAACAGCGAUCACGUUGCUGGUGUUAUGGCUGGCUAUGUCGGUUGGGACUUGGGCUGAGGAAAGUGAAUCAUGGACUGGAUGGCUUUCAAAGUCGCCCGGAUUCAGGCAUGACAAUGAAGUAAACCAAGCUAAUACUGCUUCUGGUCCAUCGGCGCAGGGGAGUUCUCAAAAUAUGGAUUUUUUGCUAGCGGUUCAACAAAAAUUACAGGUAGCUUUUCAGGCCAUUCAACAAGGAAAAAAAGAUGAAGGUCAAGAGAUGCUGAAAGUUAUUGUCACAAUUCUUAUGCGGGAAAAAUCUUUAACUAUAGAACAAAAAGAAGCUAAACUUACUGAGUUCGUGAAGAAUGCUGAGAAGUCACUCAAUCCAGAGACUCAAGUGAUUGCUGAACAAUUCCUUCUAGGAGCAAAAGUGGGACUAAAGAUUAAUCAACCACACCCAGGUGAUACUGCUUCCGAUCCAUCCACUCAGGGAAGUUCUCAAAGUACGGAUGUUUUGCUAGCGGUCCAAAAAAAAUUAGAAGCAGCUUUUCAGGCUAUUCAGCAAGGACAACAAGCUCAAGGUCAAGAGAUGCUUGUAGAUGUUACCGUUGCUCUUAAACAGGAAAAAUCUUUAACUGUCGAACAAAAAUCAGCUAAACUUACCGAGUUCGUGAAGAAUGCAGAGAAAUCACUCAAUAAAGAGACUCAAGAGAUUGCUGAACAAUUCCUUCUCGGCGCACAAGUGGGAUUCAAGAUUAAUCAGCAACACCAAGCUAAUACUGCUUCUAGUCCAUCCGCUCAGGGGAGUUCUCAAAAUAAAGAUUUUUUGCUAGCGGUUCAACAAAAAUUACAAGUAGCUUUUCAGGCCAUUCAACAAGGAAAAAAAGAUGAAGGACAAGAGAUGCUUAAAGUUAUUGUCACAAUUCUUAUGCGGGAAAAAUCUUUAACUAUCGAACAAAAAGAAGCUAAACUUACUGAGUUCGUGAAGAAUGCUGAGAAGUCACUCAAUCCAGAGACUCAAGUGAUUGCUGAACAAUUCCUUCUAGGAGCAAAAGUGGGACUAAAGAUUAAUCAACCACACCCAGGUGAUACUGCUUCCGGUCCAUCCGCUCAGGGAAGUUCUCAAAGUACGGAUGUUUUGCUAGCGGUCCAACAAAAAUUAGAAGCAGCUUUUCAGGCUAUUCAGCAAGGACAACAAGCUCAAGGUCAAGAGAUGCUUGUAGAUGCUACCGUUGCUCUUAAACAGGAAAAAUCUUUAACUGUCGAACAAAAAUCAGCUAAACUUACUGAGUUCGUGAAGAAUGCAGAGAAGUCACUCAAUAAAGAGACUCAAGAGAUUGCUGAACAAUUCCUUCUCGGCGCACAAGUGGGAUUCAAGAUUAAUCAGCAACACCAAGCUAAUACUGCUUCUAGUCCAUCCGCUCAGGGGAGUUCUCAAAAUACGGAUUUUUUGCUAGCGGUUCAACAAAAUUACAAGUAGCUUUUCAGGCCAUUCAACAAGGAAAAAAAGAUGAAGGACAAGAGAUGCUUAAAGUUAUUGUCACAAUUCUUAUGAGGGAAAAAUCUUUAACUAUCGAACAAAAAGAAGCUAAACUUACCGAGUUCGUGAAGAAUGCUGAGAAGUCACUCAAUCCAGAGACUCAAGUGAUUGCUGAACAAUUCCUUCUAGGAGCAAAAGUGGGACUAAAGAUUAAUCAGCCACACCAAGAUGAUACUACUUCCGAUCCAUCCGCUCCGCGAAGUUCUCAAAGUACAGAUGUUUUGCUAGCGGCCCAACAAAAAUUAGAAGCAGCUUUUCAGGCCAUUCAACAAGGACAACAAGCUCAAGGUCAAGAGAUGCUCGUAGAUGCUAUCGUUGGUCUAAAACAGGAAAAAUCUUUAACCGUCGAACAAAAAGCAGCUAAACUUACAGAGUUCGUGAAGAAUGCUGAGAAGUCACUCAAUAAAGAAACUCAAGAAAUUGCUGAAAAAUUUCUUGAAGGCGCACAAGUGGGAUUCAAGAUUAAUCAGCAACACAAACCCUGAUACUGCCACCACAGCAAAAUCGGUCUUUUGCAGCGCACAUUUUACGUGUGCCGUAAAAGACUGUCAUUUACGGCGCACAUCUCAUGUGUGCCGUCAGAAUGUCUUUAUUCGGGUCAUUCAUGGCGUGACAUGCUGUAAAUUAGUUAUCUAUUAAAGGCUUGCACAAUAUAUGUACCGUAAAUGAGUUAUUUAAAUAAUUUUUUACGACUUACUUUUCAAGCA